AUGUAUACUCAGAGGAAUCAAUCUUCGGGUACUUUACUCACUCAAGCUUUUCAUCCACAUUCAGCUGAGGAUCAAUUUUCUCAAGAACAAUUAAAUUCUUCUCAUAUUGUUCAACGUAUCCAAAUGGCCGAUAAUAAUGGUUUCUCUUUUCAGGCUUUUGAAAAUCAUUCUACAAUGCUUGGAAGUUCCCUUCCUACUGAUUGGACACAAAAUUAUGGUGAUGACAUGAGUGAAUUCGUAUUUAGUAACGGUGGAGUCUUCGUUGAUGGUUUGAUUUCUCCAAAUUAUGUCAAUGAUCCUUCUUGGGUGCUUGCUCAAACUGAGCAACAAUCUCUUCACCAUGUUGGUCAACAACAGGAAAUUCAUGCUACUGAAAAUUCAGUGUCUCAAAAUAAUGAUCAUGUUCAUUUAAGGGCCCAGACACCAGGUCCUUUACAAAAAACCAACAUUCCAAAUUAUUUGACCAUUCGUCGUCGAAGUUUAUCCGCGGAUAAUAUCCAUGCAUUAGCAAAGGCGCAAGCAUCUCGUAAAGUUCUAUUUGCUGCGCCAUCCUUAUCCCCUGCGAUGAAUUUUGAACAACAGGUCCAAUUUUCCUCACAAAAUACAUCUGGAAAUACGAGCCCAAAUUCACAAAAUACUCGAUCGCACUUAUCUAGAACUUCUAGUGCUAGUCCUAUUAAUCAUGCUCAAAGGCUCAAUGAAUUACAAGCAAGAUUUAAAGUAAAGUUAGAUAAAAGGACCCAAAGAAGUAUGCCGAAUAUUCAAUUAACGGCAGCUGCUCAGAGUGCUAUGCCUUUAUCACAAGUUAAACCGAAUACUUCAACGGGAACUCCCAUUAUGGAUUUAUUAUCUGUAUCAACUCCCAAUACACCCACAUUCCCACCCGAAAAAUCUAAAAUGAAUGCUCCUCGCCGGGGACACAUGCGCAAACGUUCUCUUUCUGCGCCUACGGCUCCCUUCCAAUCCCAAAAUGCUGCACAAAUGCCAGGUUCAAUCCCUAUGCAACCAGCACAAUCAUUUCCACUCAAUUUUUCUCUUUCUUCUUCCUUCCGUAGAAAUGCUUUACCUAUUCAAAUUCAACGAAAUCCUAAACAUAAUCACAAUAGUCCUCCCUUGUCAUCUGAAGAAUAUCAACGUAAAUUGGAUGAAGAACUUGAAAAGGUUGACUUUGAUGAUAUAACAGUCAGCGAACUUAAAGAAAUGUUGAGACAACGUGGAAAACCCGCCACAGGCAAAAAAGCGAUAUUAAUGCAAAGACUGCAAGAAGAAAUUAUGUCGUCUCCAACGUCCCCAUCUGGAGUUUCAUUGCAAAGUCGUAUUGCCAACUUGCACAUAUCCAGCCCACCAAUACAUUCUCGACGGUUCAGUCCUUACGGAAGUGUUAGCAUUCCGGGUAGCCCUAGGAUGAUGCCCAGCGGGCUGGGUAAUGGACGGCCUCAGUCCGGUUUCAACGGUGGCAAUCUUUCAUUUCCUGAAAACGCAGAAGAAUGGCAAUUUCAAAAUGUUGGAUUAGUACAGGGUAAUAUGUCACAACCUUUGUUACCGCAUAAUUUAGAUGAUGCUUCAAUUAUGAUAAUGGGACAACAUUCACAUGAUAUUUAUGGAUCCCAACAACCUUCUUCUGCUCCUCCCACUACUACAGAAUUUGAUGCCGUUGCCACUUCAGAAUUUCAAGGAUUUCAACAACCAUCAUCUGCCCCUCCGAUGACUACAGAGUUUGUUGAAACGUAUGAUUUUAUGAAUCCAAUGACCAUGAACGUUAUGUCAAUUAACCCAGAUAUGAUGAGAUUAAGCGUUUCAGAUGUUGAUGAUUCAAAUAUCUUAUUAAAACAAGAACCAGGAAAUGAAAACAAAAUUUCUUUGGCAAAUUUGAAUGUUGAAAAUAGACCGCAAUCUGGAUCAAUAGUAUCAGCCUCAUCAAAUGAUACCGUAGAUGGGAUGUUGGUACAACAGGGUUUGGGGUUUGAUUUUAAUCCUCAGCAUCACUUACAGGAUGAAAAUAUGAUGAUUAAGUCUGAAGAUAAUCUAGAUUUCCUAAAUUACACUACGACGAAUAUGACAUCUAUUUCCCAUCAGUCUGCACAACAUUUGCCAAUGCAGCUCGAGUUGCCACAAGAUGGAAUGACAUUCGGCGGAUGGUGA
Molecule: messenger RNA, 2142 nt
Organism: Funneliformis geosporum
Lineage: Eukaryota; Fungi; Glomeromycota; Glomeromycetes; Glomerales; Glomeraceae
Source: the annotation of a GenBank genome assembly